UUUUGAAAAAUGUUUCCCCGGAAGUGUUUCCCGCUAAGGUUAUCAGGGCGCAUCGGUCCUAGCAGUGCUUGUGCUAACAUAAGCGAUUAAGCUAACGCCAUAAACUUGUUGGCUUGGUUUUCUCAAAGCCCUUUUGUUUGAAUUUCUUCCAAAAUCUUGGGAGUGAACAUUAACAUUUCACAGAAGAGUGGUCUGUACACGCCCGUGGAAGAUAAUGUUGUUGUGAACGUGAUGACUGGUUUAUUUUUAGGGAGAAGCCAGGUUGUGGUUGUUUUAAUAGCGGCGUCCUUUUGAGUAAAUAGCUUGCACUUGACAGACAUGGAGGCUCCCAACAUUGAAGAUAUGAUCGACUUUCGCCGGUUACCCAAAGAUACGCUUGUCCUCCUGCUGUUGCUGCUUUACUUUCCUGUUGGCAUUUGUUUGAUGUUAUUACGGAUUUUUAUCGGCAUCCACGUUUUCUUGGUCAGUUGUGCACUACCAGAAAGUUUUCUUAAAAGAUUCAUUGUGAGGGUUAUGUGCUCGGUUUUGGGGAUGCACGUGAGACAGAAGAAUCCUCGGUCCAGAGACAAGAAUACCAAACUUUUCAUAUGCAAUCACGUGACAGAGUUUGAUCACAACAUAAUCAACCUCCUGACCCCCUGCUGCACUCCCCAGUUCGAGGGCUCCACAGGUUUUGUAUGUUGGGCCCGAGGUUUCAUGGAAGUUCAUCCAGCACCUGGCCAGGAAGCCAUCGGAGAGUUCUUACAGAGGUACUGCUCCAUGGAAGCUGUCUCACCCUUGCUUCUGCUUCCUGAGGAGGACACUACAAAUGGCCAUGUAGGUCUGCUUAAGUUCAGUUCAUGGCCUUUCUCUUUGACGGACUCCAUUCAACCUGUGGCUUUACGGGUUGCACGACCCCUGAUUUCUUUGAACACACCACAGUCCAGUUGGUUGACAGAGCUUUUAUGGACAUUUUUUGCUCCAUUUACAGUGUAUCAUGUAAGUUGGUUACCACCAGUUUCCCGACAAGAUGAUGAGUCCUCACAGGAGUUUGCCAACAAAGUCCAGGAGCUGCUGGCCUGUGAACUGGGCUUGGUCUCCACAAAGCUCACCAGAGCUGACAAAGCAGAGCACAUCAAGAGGAAACGACAUGCUGUGCCACCAACGUCUACAAGAGUGAGGCCUGCUUCUAUCAGCCUGGGUUUCAUGGUGCCGACUUUGGGAACAGAUGAACGCAGAAUUGCUAAGAUGGCCCAGCAAGUGAAGGAUGUACUGCCUCACAUCCCACUGAACAUCAUUGUAAAGGACUUAGCAAAAACCAAUUGUGUUGACCACACCAUUACAAACCUCCUGGAGAACAGGGCAGAAGCUUCAGUGGAAGAAACUGGGACGUCAUCCUUUGGAGCAUCAAUGAACAGCACAUACUCUUCUAGUUCUGCUCCAACAACAAAGCCUGCUGGCAAACCUUUUGCGAAAUCCCCAGCUGACAGACAUUUGUCUCUCCAAGAGAGGAAAGAAGCGCUGUACAAUUUUGCACGAAGACGCUAUAUUGAAAAACACGGGUUGGACCAAGAAGACGGUCACUGAACACUUUGGAUCAAGCAUUCAAUUAAUCUGUCUUAUCUUGAAAGAUGAUUUUUAUACUCAGUCAAAUUGCGGGAUGUUGAUAAAGAGACUCAAAGUGAUUUAUGCAUGUUCAAUACUUCAUUCUUGCUGAUGCGUCAUUUUGAUAACACUUUUUAUUAUGAUGCUGACUGUGAAUCAUCUAUUUAUUUUUAUAAUGUCAAGAGUUGUCCAAUAAAAUAAAGUUUAGCUUGUCCGAGCAA
Molecule: messenger RNA, 1805 nt
Organism: Nerophis ophidion (straightnose pipefish)
Lineage: Eukaryota; Metazoa; Chordata; Actinopteri; Syngnathiformes; Syngnathidae
Gene: aup1
Product: AUP1 lipid droplet regulating VLDL assembly factor
Exons: 12
Coding region: 319-1566 (415 amino acids)
Cellular component (GO): membrane
Molecular function (GO): ubiquitin binding
Source: RefSeq, a predicted model, not a curated record